This is a messenger RNA of Sparassis crispa, 603 nucleotides long. RefSeq lists its product as hypothetical. The coding region runs from base 1 to 603 and encodes 200 amino acids. Lineage: Eukaryota; Fungi; Basidiomycota; Agaricomycetes; Polyporales; Sparassidaceae. The transcript has 2 exons. The record is from RefSeq and is a predicted model, not a curated record.
AUGGCUAACGUACCAAAUGCGCCAUACCGACAACCGCUCCCGCUGCCUCCGACCACCUACCCCCCGCCGUCGGCGACCUUCCCCGGAAUGGCGUACCCACAGAUGGGUGCCCCGCCGGCCGCGCCGGCUGGAUACACCGUUUUAAACGGCCUCUUGACUCCGCCGGCGAGCCCGGCGGGCGGAAUCAGAGUCUACGAUGCGUUGCAUAUCGGCGUCAUAAAAGUCAACCUCGCGCGGUCUUUGUCCCGCCAACUUGAACGAUUUGCCAACAUGCUGAGCCAUCCGGCGGUGUCACCUCCAGUUCCGAGUAUGGUCGUUGACGUGCUGGAGUGGGGGUUACUGCAUGUAACGGUCGUGGGUGCGCACGGUGGCCGCGCAUUCGUGACCGUUCAUGAUGUGCUCUCUCAGGUGGCGGGGGCUCUGCAAGAGCCAGCAGAUGAGGCGUAUGUAGGGCGCUUUAGCCCAGAUGCCCGCCGUUACGCGCGAAGCAACCCCCAGCUGCGGCGUGUCGACAUGCUCGGCCCAUGCACCAUGACGGGAGGUCUGGAAAUUGGCUUCGACAGUAAAGGCAGCGUGCGCUACCUUCUCCGUCUCACGCAGUAA